AUGGAGCAAGGCACACAAAGGGAUGCACAAUUGUUGGAAUUCAUACCCGACGAAAUUAUGUUUGAAAUACUCACAAGAUUACCAGUGAGAUCUUUACUGAGAUUCAAAUGUGUGUGCAAGUCUUGGAACUCAUUGAUCAGCAGUCCAAAUUUCAACACCCAUCUUGAUGCUUCUUCUGACUAUAUACUUGUCACGACUGGGCUGACUUGCAGUACAAAGUCACUGUUUUCACUGUACUGUGCAAAAACAUUUACGAAGCAUAUGGACCUAGAUCUUGGAAGUUGCGAGAUGAAUUUCGUUUCCAAUGGUUUCUUUGUCUCGAUCUGUUCUACGUGCAAUGGGUUACUGCUCAUCUGUGCUACUUAUUCUGGGCUGUAUAUAUGGAAUCCAUCAAUCAGAAAAAUCAAGAGACUUCCACAAGGUCGUUACAAACAAGGUCUUUAUGUCUGUGUCGGGUUUGGAUUUCACCAUCAGAAAAACGACUAUAAAGUUGUAAGAAUUAUUCGACUCCAGAAAGAUAUGUACACAACUGAGGUCUACUCCCUUAAGUUGAAUUCAUGGAGAGACGUUGCUGCAGUUCUCCCCAUUUCUAUCGACUCUAGAUACCUAAUAACCACAUGUGCUUUACAUGUGAAUGGAGUUGUGUACUGGAAGGUAAGGGUGAAGGACUCUGCAAGAUAUUGCAUACUCUCUUUUGAUAUGGACAAUGAGGUUUUUAGCAGCAGAGAACUUCCUGAAAAGGUAGUCGGAGUGGAUCGAGAUUCUGCAAUCCGUGUGUUUGAGAAUUCCCUUUCUGUGAUACAAAUGAGACAAGAUGGGAAUCAUCAUCAUGUUAGUUGCUGUGAUAUCUGGGUUAUGGGACUGGAUACCUGGAAUAUGAUGCCCACGAUUUUUCUACCGCUCAAUGCAUGGCCAUCGAGCUUUACAAAAGAUGGAGCUUGUAUUGCAAGGCUGGAUGAAAAUAGAACUUUGGUCCUAUAUGAUCCUAUAUCGCAAGAGGCUAAGGAAAUUACCAGAGUUGAAGGGCGUGAAUAUUGCAAUGUGGUCGGUACUUAUAAAGAGAGUCUAGUUUUACUUGAUUGA
Molecule: messenger RNA, 1083 nt
Organism: Fragaria vesca subsp. vesca
Lineage: Eukaryota; Viridiplantae; Streptophyta; Magnoliopsida; Rosales; Rosaceae
Product: F-box/kelch-repeat protein At3g06240-like
Exons: 1
Coding region: 1-1083 (360 amino acids)
Molecular function (GO): protein binding
Source: RefSeq, a predicted model, not a curated record